Messenger RNA from Myxocyprinus asiaticus (Chinese sucker), 4044 nucleotides. RefSeq names its product RUN and FYVE domain-containing protein 1-like. Bases 514 to 2607 code for a protein of 697 amino acids. The transcript has 20 exons. The record is from RefSeq and is a predicted model, not a curated record. Gene Ontology annotation, cellular component: cytoplasm. Gene Ontology annotation, molecular function: metal ion binding. Gene Ontology annotation, biological process: regulation of endocytosis; protein transport. Lineage: Eukaryota; Metazoa; Chordata; Actinopteri; Cypriniformes; Catostomidae.
UUACAGGAACUAUGUAUUGAGAGAAACCAACAAACAACCUGUUUGUGGAUGUUUAGGAGAAUAAUAGCUGUAAAAAGAACCAGCCUCAUUUUGGGCUUUGGGGAAAUUUUGGACAGCAUUCCAGAGUUGUGAGAGCGUUGCGAAGCCGAGGGAGCACCCAGCAUGCCUAGGCAGAUCCUUCCCUCCACCCAAAACAUCAUGAUGAACAUGGAGCUCCUUCAUACAGAUCUCCUUAACAACAUGAAGGGAAAACUAAAGCUAACAGGGUUAUUUGUAGAAUCCAGAAGUGGCAAAACCCUGCCUCUAAAGAAAACAUGCAAUAAUAGAUCUCACAAGGAGAAGAAAGAUAGCACAAGCUGCCGGGAAGAAAAUGUGUUUUAGGACGUUUUGCCUAACAGCAUUUUGGCGCCCUUGAAGGGCACUUUGGGAAGGGGACGCCACUCGAAGAGUCCUUCCAAACGAAAGGAUCAUAAGCGAUUACUCUGGUCUCCAGUCACGUGCUAUGAAGUAAACAUGGCAGACGAGGACCCAAACACGAAAGUUGGAUGUGAAGACGCUCCUGAUAAAGCAGAAGAACCGGAGGCAACGGAACCUGUGCGAGAUGUUGUGGCAAACGAUAGCGACGAGGCUCGGAAAGACAAGCCGGCAGACAGCUCUUGGUCGGCGUCGAUUCUGUCGUUUGCUCGUAAAGCGACGGAGACUCUGAGCAGUGUGAAUAACUACAGCGCUGGAUUAAAGGCGUCUGACACAAAACAACACUGCUGUGACAGCUCUGACACCAUUAAACCCGCAGGGAUGAAGGAUCCUGCAGCAUUGGAGAGGUCAAAUCUCCUCAGCAUGAUGAGGCUCAGCAUCAACGUUCUGAUCCAGUCGUCUCUCAGUCUCGGCCGGAUGCUUGAUUCUGAGUAUCUUCCUCUGCAGCAGUUCUUUGUGGUUCUGGAGCACUGCCUUAAACACGGUCUAAAAGCGAAGAAAUCUUUCAUUGGUCAGAAUAAAUCUAUCUGGGCUCCCUUGGAGUUGAUAGAGAAGCUGUGCCCUGAGUCAGCUGACAUUGCCACCAAAGUGCGUGAUAUGCCAGGACUCAAGACAGGUCUCGGGCGAGCAAGAGCGUGGCUGCAUUUGGCUCUUAUGCAGAAAAAAAUUGCAGAUUACAUGAAAGUCCUCAUAAGCAGGCAAGACCUUCUUGGGGAGUUUUAUGAGCCCGGAUCUCUUAUAUUGGAGGAGGAGGGGGUUGUUAUCGUAGGCAUGCUGGUUGGCCUGAAUGCGCUCGAUGCCAAUCUGUGUGUGAAAGGAGAGGAUCUGGAUUGUCAGGUGUGUGUUAUUGACUUCUCAUUAUACUUGAAGGAUCCACAGACAACUGAGACCACACAAGAUGAUUCAAAAAUGACAGCCAUCCUUGACCAGAAGCACUAUGUAGAAGAACUGAACCGACAUCUAAGCUGCAUGGUGAAGGAUCUUCAGACCAAGAUGGACUCGCUGGAGAAGACCAACUGCAAACUCACUGAGGAGCUGACAGCAGCUUCAGACAGAAUCGAUGCUUUGCAUGAAGAGCAGAAACAACUUAAGCAGGAAAAUGCUAAUAUUCUCCAAACUAGUCAGAGGAAAGAGGAGGUGACUCUUCAAGACAGCCAUGUGGAACUGGAAACAUACCGGCAGACACGUCAGGGUUUGGAUGAAAUGUACAGUGUAGUUUGGAAGCAGUACAAGGAGGAGAAACGAAUCCGGCAGGAGCUGCAAAAGGAGUUGGAGCUGCAGAUAGGUCUGAAGCAAGAAAUGGAGGUGGCCAUGAAACUCCUGGAAAAGGACAGUUACGUGAAACAGGACACGCUGGGCGCACUACGACAACAACUGGACCAGGUCAAGAAUCUCAACCUGCAGAUGUUCAACAAAGCGCAGGAGUCUGACCGAGUGGCCCAGAGGAAAGUGGAGGAGACGCUACAGGUUGAAAAGAAGAUGAUUCAGAUGGAGGCAGCCAUGAAAGAACUAGAGCAGAGGCUUCAGAAUUCAGAGAAUUUGCGCAAGAACACAGAUGAAAGCCAAAAUGAGCUGCGAUCGGAAAUGAAAGGGAAAGUGAACGCUCUGCAGAAGCGUCUGGCUGACCUGGACACGCUCAGGGCAGGCCUGGAGUCAGAACUCAGCACGGAGAAAGAACAGCGGCAGAACCUGCAGAGAGAGCUGCAGAGAGAGCAGGACAACAGUGCUGAGCUGCGCACACAACUGCAACAGCUGCGAGGCUUGCAGACGGAAUUGCUUGAACUGCGACAUGAGAAGAAACAGCUCCAGCAGCUGUGUGAGGAACAGGAAAAGGCUCUACAGGAGAUGGGUCUUCAUCUCAGCCAGUCCAAACUCAAGAUGGAGGACUUCAAAGAGGUCAACAAAGCAUUGAAGGGUCAUGCCUGGUUAAAAGACGAUGAAGCCACAAAGUGCAAACAGUGCCAAAAAGAGUUCUCAAUAUCUCGGAGGAAACACCAUUGCAGAAACUGUGGAGACAUCUACUGCAACAGCUGCUCCAGUAAUGAGCUGGCUCUACCUUCAUUUCCCAGACCUGUCCGUGUAUGUGAUGUCUGCCAUUCCCUCCUCAUCCACAGGAGUACCACUGGCUCCUGACAACACUUACAAUAACAUCAUGUGUGGAUAGAACUACAGGCCAACUCUAAAGAUCUCCUCUGUUGUUGCUAUUUUAAGACCAACAGUAACACUUGUGCAAAUUUCUUUGAGCACCACUGGCUUCCGAUUGAAACCUUUGUUGCAAAAUCAUAUGCAAAGUUUCAGUUAGUUCAGGUAACAGCAACUGUAACAUUAAGAUAAAUUAUUGCAUUUGUACUAAGGGAGAAAACGAACACAUUAAGCCUUUCAGAUGUACACCUGAAUCAAUCACAACAUGAUAGUUUAUAAGUUCUUAUUUGAGCAUUCUCAAUGCUAAUUCAAGGAGACAUAACUGAAUUCUAAUCUUGCGUCAUUUUGAAUAUUCAUGCUUGUACUAUAACAGUGCAAGAGCUCAUGCAUGUCAGAUGUGUCUAAAAGGGGGACCGAUUCCUAUCGAAAGUCAGUAGGUUCAUCUGACAUUUUUCUGGAAAAGUUAUAGUAUUGACAGUUUCUCCAACUAAAGGCUCAUGCUCAUACUAGUCCAGCAAAUAAUUUUUGUACACGUUGCUUUUUAAACUUCUAUGAAUAUAAAGUAUAUUUUAGAUUGUAUGAAAAUGUGUCAUCGCCUGUUCCGAUCAAAGCUGUAAUGAAGUUUGAAAAUUCUGGAGAUUUUAUAGAAUUGUGUACUGUUUAAUAAACACUGCCUCAGAAGUAUUAAUCCAUGUAUGAAGAAAUGAGGAAUCAGACAAAUGUCCACUUUGUGCAUUACACUGAAAUCACAGGUUUGGUACAUCACGUGGAAAAAAGCAAAUGCUGCAAAACAACAGUAACAUGCAUGUAAAUUAAACCCCCCUUGAAGCCAUGCUUUAGAAUAAUACAAAAAGUCUUUCCUAAACAUAACACUCUUCAAAAUAUUGGUCUGAAUUAAGCAUUUAGUACAUGUAAAGACAUCUUUGCUGGUGAGAAAACUGAGAUAUGAUGAGCUACAGUCACAGAGUCAGUGAAACCUCCAUGUACAUAGACGUCAAUAUGUACUUUAAAGUGUAGUUCACCCAAAAAUGCAAAUUCUGUCAUUGACCCAAACGUGACUUCUUCCAAGGGACACAAAAGACAUUAGGGAGAAUGUUCAGUCUGUCACCAUUCACUUUCUUUGUAUUCGGAGUUGCUAACAUUCUGCCUAACAUCUUGUGCGUUCCAUGACAAAGUCUGUCAUACGGGUUUGGAACAACAAGAGAGUGCGUAAAUGACGACAUUUUCAUUUUUGGGUGAACUAUCCAUUCAGUGUUUGAUAAACUGGCACAUAGUGGCCUGCUAUGAGGGGGAAAAAAAGAUCACCUCUUAAAUAUAAAAAGAGAUUUACAGGCACCUCACCAUUUUGGUAAAUGGGCUGUAUCAUAUUUCAGCAAGUGUUUCUCUUUAACGUAAAAUACUUAAUCUUUUUACAAAAAGAAGGGUAGU